This is a messenger RNA of Prunus mume (Japanese apricot), 2058 nucleotides long. RefSeq names its product Cellulase (glycosyl hydrolase family 5) protein. The record is from RefSeq and is a predicted model, not a curated record. Gene Ontology annotation, molecular function: hydrolase activity, hydrolyzing O-glycosyl compounds. Gene Ontology annotation, biological process: polysaccharide catabolic process. Lineage: Eukaryota; Viridiplantae; Streptophyta; Magnoliopsida; Rosales; Rosaceae.
CCUUGAAUUAGUACUAUAUAAAUUGAAGAUAGUUCCCAUAAAUUCUCAAAAAAUCAUCCACAGACGAACAAUAAUCACAGCACAACAAACCCCAACCAUGGUUGCUCAUAGCUCUACCCCGAUCAUCUCAUCCUUCUCCUUCCUCGCGAUCAUCGCUUCUCUUCUCACAGUCGCGGUCUUGCCUGCAACAGUCUCAGCUGUGCCACUCUCCACCAGCUCACGGUGGAUCGUCGACGAGAGCGGGCAGCGCGUGAAGCUGGCCUGCGUGAACUGGGUGUCGCAUCUCGAACCCGUCGUCGCCGAAGGCCUGAGCAAGCAGCCGGUGGACGCCAUCUCCAAACGCAUCGCGUCGUUGGGCUUCAACUGCGUCAGGCUGACGUGGCCAACCUUCUUGGCAACCAAUGAUACGCUGGCAUCUGUCACUGUUCGACAGUCGUUUCAGAGCCUCGGCCUCAGCGAAUCCAUUGCUGGUCUCCAGUCCAACAAUCCCUCCAUCAUCGAUCUCACCCUCAUACAAGCUUACCAGGCGGUGGUAUCUAGCCUUGGGAAGAACAAUGUGAUGGUUAUACUGGACAAUCAAGUAAGCAAGCCUGGUUGGUGCUGCAGCAGCUCUGAUGGCAAUGGUUUCUUUGGCGACCAGUACUUCAAUCCUGACAUUUGGAUCAAGGGCCUUACUCGGAUGGCCACAUUGUUCAAAGGCGUGGCCAAUGUGGUGGGCAUGAGCUUGAGGAACGAGCUGAGAGGCCCCAAACAGAAUGUUGACGAUUGGUACAAGUACAUGCAAAGAGGAGCUGAGGCAGUGCACUCAGCAAACCCAGAUGUGCUUGUGAUUCUCUCUGGCCUGAGUUAUGACAAAGACUUAUCUUUCCUUGCCGACCGGCCAGUGAGCCUCACAUUUUCUGGGAAAACAGUAUAUGAGGUGCAUUGGUAUGGGUUUUCAGAUGGGCAGGCAUGGAAGAGUGGCAACCCUAACCAAGUGUGUGGGUCAGUUGUAAAUAACAUGAAGAGACAAUCAGGGUUUUUGCUGGAAAAAGGGUUCCCAUUGUUUGUGAGCGAGUUUGGGGUGGACCAGAGGGGCACCAAUGUGAAUGACAAUAGGUACCUAAACUGCUUCAUGGCUACUGCAGCUGAACUUGAUGUGGAUUUUGCUCUCUGGACUUUGGAUGGGAGUUAUUAUUUGAAGGAUGGGGUCCUCGGAAUGAAUGAGUAUUAUGGAGUCUUGAACUGGGAUUGGAGUGAUGUCAGGAAUUCAAGCUUAUCUCAGAGACUCUCUGUUCUUCAAUCUCCUUUCCAAGGUCCAGGCUUAUCUCAAUCCAGGCUGCAUAAAAUUAUUUUCCAUCCAGCUACGGGCCUCUGCCUCCUAAAAGUUGGAUGGCUUGGGCCAUUGAAGUUAGGUUCAUGCUCUCAAUCUGGAGCCUGGAGCUAUUCAUCCAAGAAGAUCCUAACUCUUAAAGGAACGUAUUUCUGCAUACAAGUUGAUGAACUGGAGAAGCCAGCACAAGUUGGGAUUAUUUGCACGACCCCUAAUUCACAAUGGGAUACCAUUUCAGAUUCUGGGUUGCAUCUUUCAUCUAAGACAUUGGAUGGUACUGAUGUUUGCCUAGAUGUAGACUCCAGCAACACCAUUGUCACAAGUUCCUGCAAAUGCUUAGGCAGAGAUAGUUCGUGCGACCCCGAAAGCCAGUGGUUCAAACUUGUCGAUAGCACAAUAACUUCAACGUCUUCAAGCCCCAUAUUCUAGAUCAACUCAGUAGCAGAUAUGCUUGGGAUGAAGAUCACGACUAACUAUUUAGUGAAGCAAAGAAAGGGACUGGUGCGCUCAAGAAAUAAAAAUUUAGGUGCCUUAAUAUGUCCAUGCAUGUCAAAAGCCGCAUGUAUUUGUAUAGAAAUAAAGUAUUUGUUCAACCUGGGCUGUUGUGUAAAAUUAUGUAGUUUUAUUAGACCAUGUAAAAAUUGAUAAAUGCAAACCUAAUAUUAUUUGGUAGAAAAGGAAAUUAAUGUAAUUCUAAAGUCAGGGCUCACACACUACAUAUCAAAGAAAGAAAGAUCAUGUCUGCA